Molecule: messenger RNA, 4363 nt
Organism: Aedes aegypti (yellow fever mosquito)
Lineage: Eukaryota; Metazoa; Arthropoda; Insecta; Diptera; Culicidae
Product: ATP-binding cassette sub-family G member 8
Exons: 10
Coding region: 1393-4059 (888 amino acids)
Cellular component (GO): plasma membrane
Molecular function (GO): ATP hydrolysis activity; ABC-type transporter activity; ATP binding
Source: RefSeq, a predicted model, not a curated record
GCGGACUCCGAUUCAGUCUGUAGAGAUUCCGCUUCGCUGUCAGACGCAGACCCUUUGUUUGCUGCGCGGAUCGCCGUCCGCGUCUGUGAGAAAGUGACCUCCCAUUUCAUCCAUCCAACUGCCUCUCUAUCUUUCUUGAAGGUGAAUCAGAAGGCCCCAUUUUCGUCGCUAUAAGAAUCGAUCGCGGCCGAAGAGAUCGCAAGAAUUGUGCGAUUACGGAUCUUUUUCACAGCUACCUUUGAUGCAGUGCUGCACAGAACCAGAACGAAAUCGCGAGAGAAUUUCGCUUGUUUGGUGAGAGAGUAUGCGAUUUUUAUUCGCUUCAGAAUUGAGGAAAACUCUGACAACGAAUGAAUAUAGUGCUGACGCUUGCCGUAUGAAUGAGUUCUGAAUUUGAAGGUUAAAUCCAUUGUUUUUGUGAUCGUGGGUGACAUCAAAACAAAAACAGAAAACGAGAAUAAUGUGAAUAAUUUGGAAUGCAGUUCUAAGUGCUAAUCAACGCCGCAUCCGUUCGGGUGGCCAUAAAAAAAUCAGUGUUCAGUAGUGACGGAAUCGAGUGAAUGACAGCUUUGUGGGAUUCGGGAGCGAAAAAAAACAUCAAGAAUUGCGGAAUUGCGGUCAUUUAUUCGGACGACUAUCGACAGCAACAAAAAGUCGAUUUGUACGGAUCGUAGCAGGCGAGAAACGAACGAUCAAGCGCAAAAGCCACAAAUUGAUUUGGUACGUUCCCGAAGGAAGCUUGUGAAGAAAUUCCUCUUGACCAAUCUCGUUUUUCUCCAUUUCAUCCAGCUUUUCUUUGCGCAAGAGGGAGAGAGUGUCACAACUGUUGUCGUUGUGUGUAUGUGUUGGUGAACCAAAGAGCAGAAGAAGUUACAAGACGACAACGUCGACCAGGUUCGUCGCCUUGAAGACAAAUUCUUCUUUCGACACAACACAGAGAAAAAAAAGUAGGCGACGUCUCGGUCUCGGUUGAGUGACCUGGCAACUGGCAAAGCUCCGAAAUUGAUUGACCCCGAAAGGGCCUACUUUGUUGGGUGGUGAUUUUUUUUUCGGUUUUCUCUUGUUGUCUAAGUGACGCGGUGAUUUCGCAAACAAGUGACGAAGUGCGAUUGUUUUCGAUAGAAAAAAAAAUCGACAAUACAUUGUCCGAUAAAUUUACUGAGGAGAAAAGAAGCGCUCGUAAAUCGCGUCGUGACAAGCUUACGGGGAAAACUGAAGGCAGAAGAGUUGUGGUGCUGACGAAUAGUCUUAUGAAUUUUCCUAUCGGAAAGUUCAUGAAGGUUUGACAAGUGAGUUUCGGAAGAAACUGAAACACUAAUUGAAGGAGCAAGCGGAGGAAAACAGGAAAGGAGGAAGCGCAACCAUCAUCUUAAAGAAAUCGGCACGAAUGUUAUGGAACUGCGCACGAUGACCACCCCAAAGCAACAACGCGAGGAUCGAAGAUACUCGGUGCCCCACGGGAUGCAUGGAUCGCUACCACCCGGCGCAGCGGAUGAUCUUCACGCGUGGUCCAUCUAUCGCAACGACAGACAAAAUCUCAACUCAGACUUUGCCGACUCGGCACUAGGCUCGUCAGACAAAUCGCCACAACCCUACAGUCCACAGCAUCGCAGCAAUGGCUACCGGGACGAUCAGGCCAUCUCCAACCACCCCCGCUACGGAGGUCCCAAGUCCAACCCGUUGAACUCCAACAUGUACACCUACCUCAAGUUCGGCCUUCCACGGGUGUUUCCGCCGAAUGGCGGCGGAGGAGGUGGAGGCGGAGGCGGAGGUCGUGGCCGCAAUUCGUCCAAGGCAAAUGGCCGAGGUCGCGUCAACCGGGGCUAUCGGGACAGUACCGGCCCGGGACCGGGUUCCUCCGGGUACGACAGCAGCGAUAACGAAACCCACCGCGGUAGAGUGCCAGCUAAUUUAAGAAAAUAUCGUAGUGAAUCGGAUUUCCGUGCAAUUGGUGCAACCACAACCUCGCGGCCAAACUCGAGGGCCCAGGGUAUCCCCCUGGCAGCUCUGAAGCAGGCCAACAGCCGAGCCAGUAUAGCAGGGACUCACGUGUACAAUCCCUACGCCACCAAUCAACGGCAUCACAAUCUACGGUCGCAGAGCGAGGCGGAUCUACUAGCCGAGUGGGACUACGACGAGUCUCCCGUUUACGGCGAGACACGACUCUAUCCGGAAGAAAUCUACAACACACAAAGCCGACGGCACUCGAUAGCAGGAUUGGUUUACCCAAACAUUCAGGUUCACUGUCUGGACGUCCUACCGGGAAUGCGAGGAGUUUCACUGCAGGCCAAGGCAGGCGACCUGUUCGCCAUCAUGGCAACUUCACAACGAGAGGGAACGGCAUUGGUGGAAGCUCUGGCUGGUGUGCGGCAACGUUUGAGCGGAGAAAUUCUGGUCAACGGUCAACAGGUCAAUCGGCGUAUUCUACGCCAGUUAUGCGGCUACGUUCCGGCACUGGAACGGGCACCUCUAGAUCCAAGGAUGAGCGUUCAGAGUACCUUGUCAUUCCACGCCGCUCUUCGGGGACCGUACGACCGCAGUGACCUCAAGGAACGUGUCGAUAUCUUGGUGGAAGAUCUUGGUCUUACCGCCGUUCGUUCAGCCAACGUAUCCCGUCUGACCCACUCGGAGAAGCAAAGACUGAACGUCGCCUGCCAACUGCUGACGCAAUCCUCGAUACUGCUCCUGGAUCAGACCACCGUCAACAUGGAUAUCUUCGAUACGUUCUUCCUGGUGGAGUACCUCCGCCAGUGGUGCAGUGCUGGCCGAAUGGUCAUAAUGACCCUCCAGCCACCAACGUUCGAGAUCCUCUCCAUGUGUUCCGGCGUGCUGCUGCUAUCUGGCGGCAGGACCGUAUACUCAGGAAGCCGAGCGGAUCUACCGCGCCACAUGGGCCAGCUAGGCUAUCCUUGCCCACCGUUCAAAAAUCCCGCCGACUACUAUCUGGACUUGGUAACCCUGGAUGAUCUGUCGGCCGCCGCCCUGCUGGAAUCAUCGGCACGGAUCGAAUCACUAGCCAACUCGUGGGAUCACAUCAAUUCGGAAGCACCACUCGCAGCUCCCGUUGCCAAUCUGCCCGAGCCAACUCGCAGUGCCGGAUUCUUCGGACAAAUUCACGCCCUUGCUAAGAGGUAUAUGUCAUACAAACAACCGGGAUCACUUCUGAACUGGAUCUGUCGGUUGAUCCUGGCUGCUGUUCUGUCACUUUUCAUCGGAUGCAUCUUCUGGGAUGUUCCAGCCUCCGAUCCUCAGUUGAACCUGAACGAUCGACUAGGCUUUCUCCAUUGCAUCUUGAUGGUUUCACUGUGGCCACUGUUGAUCCUUCAAAUCCGAGACGUACAGGAGGACCGAAGGCAUGCCGAGAAGGACCUCAGGCUGAGUUUGUACGGAAGAUUUCUAUACAUUAUUAUACAGACAACGCUCAGCGUUCUGCCAAGUCUCUGCAUAUGGCUAGCCUAUCUGCUUCCAGCGCAUAGCAUGGCCGGUCUGUACGCGUCCCCGAGUAACAACGAUACGAUCAUCUACAUUUACAUGGGUUAUCUGUUACUCUACCUCAUGGCCAUACAAACGAUAGUGCUCUUCGUUGCUCAUCUUGUCUCGUGCGGAAUUUCCGGCACGAUCCUGACCACUCUGGUGAUGCUCCUUCUAUCCGCCGUCGGUGGCUACUCUAUCCACCCCCGAAACGUCCCCGAGUAUCUUCAGUGGGGCGAGAUCAUCUCACCAGAAAAGUGGAUCCUUCCGCUGCUCACCGAGCAAGAGUACAGCGUGGAAACGAUCGCCAUGCAAACAAGCCAGCAGAUGUGCCGCAACAAACAAGUCCAACACCAGGAGAUCAUCGUCCAACAGCCCUGCCCACCGCCAAACGGAACGGCCGUCCUGGUCGAUCACCUCCUGUUGCCGCAGGAUCACGUCCUCGAUCCGACCGAUAUGUACUCCUCGACGGUGCUGGGUCUCCUGCUAACCUGUAUCGUCUUCUUCGCUCUGUCCAUGUUCGUAUUCCUGACCAACUGCCGAAACGUCUGCCGGAGUCGGGUCGAUCGGCGGCAGAAGCGAAUCUAAGCGUGCUUCGCAAGUCGUUCUGUUUUAGUUGAUUCUUUUAUUUAAAUGAAAUUAUUAGACGGUACUAAUAUGUAAUUUUAAGGCGAACGAUAGAAAGCCAGGUAAACAGUAGCGGUCUAUUUUGGAGAAUUUUAAUCGGUUUAUUUUAAGGAAAAUAUACAUCGCGAGCCGAAAACGCUUUCGUAUUGCAAUGUAAAGUAGCACAGUACGAAAGGAAUGCAAAUUUCGCAACAACACAAAAAAAAGCUAGAAAUGGUAAGUAAGCGAAAGAAAACCUAGAAGAGAUAUAAAGAUAUACAUAUUU